Coregonus sp. 'balchen' is the source of this 7710-nucleotide messenger RNA. The record is from the annotation of a GenBank genome assembly. Lineage: Eukaryota; Metazoa; Chordata; Actinopteri; Salmoniformes; Salmonidae.
GUAGCAAAGAGUGUAUCCCUCCGCCUGCACAAUGAGUUGGAAUCAGUGCAGGAGAAGAACUCCCGGCUAGAGUGGGAGAAUGAGGCACUGCGGGAGAUGCAGCAGGAGCUGGAGGUGGCGAAGCAAGUUCUGCAGGCCGAGAUGGAGAAAGCCAGAGAGGUACUACUACUUUUACACACCACCAUCAACUACUACUAUCCACCACCCACUGUAUUAGUUUAACCCACUGCCCUCAGUGGUAUCCUUUUAAACAUUACCCCACCACUAACCCACACCGCUCUGGUUCACAGUCCUAUUCCUUCAUAUACUAGUAUAUACACUACAGCUGCCCCAUUCCACCCAGUUAGGUACUCCCCCAUCUAUCCUGCUGUCACUCUGAGGUGAGGUGACACAUGACCCUGACUGGAUCCUAGGGCUUUGCUGGGCUGAAGACUGCGGGCAUUGCUAGCAGCUGACUGCUGGGUGGUGGGCGUGGGAGACGGGUGUGGCAUGUAGGAGGCUGAACAUGGGGGGCACAGCUGACAUUCUUCUCACCAGGCAACCUGGUCUCAGAGCAUUUCAUAUUAUUCUGUACGCAAAUCCGAGACACUCCAUUUAGUAUGAUAUGUUACGUUUGGUAUGAUUACAUAAGACAGAUGGUUACUUAAGGAAAAAACGAAAGUAGGGUAUGUGGGCGUAUAAUUCAAAAGUCUAGCAACCCAAAGGUUGCGAGUUCGAAUCUCAUCACGGACAACUUUAGCAUUUUAGCUAAUCAGUAACUUUUCAACUAGCUACUUUGCAACUACUUAUCAUGUUAGCUAAUCCUUCUCCUAACCUUAACCCUUUUAGCUAACCCUCCACCUAACCCUUUUAGCUAACCCUUCCCCCUAACUCCUAAACUCAACCCUAACCCCUAGCCUAACUAACGAUAGCGAGCUAGCUAACGUUAGCCACGUAACUAGAAUUGGUAACAUAAUACGAAUUGUAAUUCAUAACAUAUCAUACGAAAUGGGUGAUGGACAUCCACAAAUGAAUACAUACCAUACAAAAUGUAACAUCAUACUAAACGGAGUGUCCCGGAUUUACGUACAGAAUAAUAUGAAAUUCUCUGAGACCAGGUUGCACCAGGGAUUACAGAGAGAGAGAGAAAGACGGACCAAAAUAGAUCAAUAGCUCUCUCUGUCUCCUCUCUCUCUCUCCUCUGGUUCUAUUAAGCAUGGGUAAAUCUGGGUAAGGAGGAUGUAUUACGGCAUCAAAAAGACAGUGGUUUAGGUACUGGCAUGCUGGCAUAUUAUCACUGAAUGUCAUCAACUGGCGACCAUGGAGGAGCCCAGGUCUUUUAUUAUAGUGCAGUGCAGUCCAGCUACACGUGCUUUAGUUUAAUCCAGGAUUCAGUGCUUUGGCGUCAGCUCAGCUGCUACUCCCUCUGAUCCUGACUAGGAAAUCCACUUAGAUGACCUAAUCUGGGCAGACUAGUACCAGGGAAGCUAGUCAACAUGGAAGAACUACUGUUACUGCAAGUUGUCUGUGUGGUUUGCUGCCUUGCUUAUGGAACUGAGUCCUGAAGGGUAGUAUUACUCACAUAAUAUUUAUAUGUGAAAUGCAGAAUCAUGCAGUUCUACUGGCGAUUAUAGUUUUUUCAAUGCCAUUCACUGCCUCUGGGUUAGUUCAUUAACAGACCAACAGAUAGGGUUAUAUUAAUGUGGUUAUUUAUUCGUAAUUCCCACUGCAACGCCUCAGUAAGAUGAUUAUUUUUAGUCCUUUUAACCUCUUUGACCCCUGCCUGCCACCAGAUAAAGCUGCAGACAGAGACUGACAUGGUGACACCAGCCUACAUUCCUCUCAUAGUCAGCACUGAAAACAUACCAACUCAUACAUGAAGUGCUGCACUCUAAUGGAACUUUCUAAGAGAGAGAAAAAUAGUGAGUUUGUAAUGGAGCUAAUUCAUUUGUGUACAUAUAUACUUUGACUCUCUUGGUUUGUGUUUCUUAGACACUGCAAAUGCUGUGAGAAAACACUGAUUUCCUGUAAGAAUGUCUAUAUUAAUGUCAAAGACACAGGAGUGACAGACAGGAAGGAGACAGGCGAGGAGAGCUGAAAGAAAGAGGGGUUCAUUCUUGGAUGACAUUUGACAAAUAUAUCCUCUCCUCUGUCAUGUUUUCAUGGGGUGGUAACGAUGCUGUGAAUAGUACUGUUGAAUCUUCAGCAUUCUUUGACAUUUGUUAUACUCCACAGAGUUCUUUGAAGAGGAGAAAUGCUAGAUCACAAACCUGCAAGACUGAGAAGAAGCUGUCUCCUCAGGUAAAGUUUAAUGUUAUUAUCAUGUUAUUAACAUCUUAAAUAGCUUAUGACUGCAUAUCACAAGUUAGGAUUCUUUAUAUCUGUGUGAUUUGAUUCCUCAGGAUGACAGUGCUGAUCUAAAGUGCCAGCUCCACUUCGCAAAGGAGGAAUCAGCUCUCAUGUGCAAGAAGCUGACCAAGAUGGUGUCGGAGAGUGAGGGCAUGCGUGAGGAGCUGGCAAAGUACCGCUCGGCCUACGGAGAUGUAGACGCUGCUGCCCACUCCUCUGAGGGUGGCACUGCUAAUUCCCCACACACCAGGGAGGCAGAGGUCAAGGUUCACCUGCGGCUGGUGGAGGAGGAAGCAACGCUCUUGAGCCGCCGUAUUGUAGAGCUGGAGGUGGAGAACCGUGGUCUCCGGGCGGAGAUGAGCGACAUGAGGGAUAGUGGUAGAGGAGGAGGAGAGGAGGAAGAGGAGUCACCGCAGGAGAAGGCCAGGGAACAUGGGGAUUUACCACCAGCCCAUGUUAGGGAUGCAGAGGGAGGUGAAAGGGGUUUGACAAUGGAGUACAUGCAGUUUGAGGAAGAGGCGAGGGAGGGACAGAGGAGAUGCGUGAUUAAGUGUUCUCAGGUGGAAGUAAUGGAAAUACAGCAUAGAGACCAAUCCCAGAUGGAGAGGUUGGGUCCCCUCAAUCAGAGCCCUCGAGAGGGGCCUGCAGGUGGGGAACGGGAGCCCCUGGACAACCAGCACAGUGAUACAUGCAGAGGCAGUGUUGCCAAUGCCUUGAAUGCGAAAGAUCAUGAGGCCCUCCUUGCCUUGCGAGAUCAUGCCUGCCUUGUGACUUCAGCUAUCCAGCUUCUUGCCUCACCGGCCAAAAAUGGCCACAGCUACCCCCCCUUAUCUCCCCACCUUACCCGGGCAAAGUCUUACCCUCAGGGUAAAGCCCAGCCUCUGGCUCUGGAUCCACUCAUGCAAAGCCACCUGUAUGAGGCUCUGGAGCUUCUGCAGGCCAUGCUGUUGGCCUUAAUUGUGAGGGUGGAGAGCCUGGUGACACCAGGAGGACAGUUGAGGGUUGAAGGGGAUGGGGAUCCCACCGUCAUCCCCUCCCUGGCUGAUCAGGACACAAAGAACAACACAGAGGUCUUAGCCAAGCAGGAAACUGGUGAAGGACUGCGCACAGUAGUACUGAAGGAGAAAGUGAAACGGGCAACACAGUCAGACCACCUCGACAGCUGCAUGGACCCCAUAAUGCAGCUGACCUUAAAGAUGCUCUGGGUCCUCCAUCAGCACUGUCUGAGGAAGGGAUCUGGCCUGGAGGACAAGGAGGUAUGAGAGGAGGGGAAUGUAGGGGAACAUGAAUUGCAACAUACUGUAACUGACAUUUUCAUAAAUCAAUUUCUUUCUGCAAGUAACCAUGAAAGCCAAGAUUAAAAGUAUGUUUUACUGUUGGUUUUUACAGAGCAGAGAUCCUACGACUAUGUCUAUGCUACACGGGUUGUUGCAGUAUUUGGGUACAGAGCUGCAGGACUCAGAGGACAGCAUGGCAGGACAGGAUUCCAAGGCCACAUGGGCAUCAGACUGGAACGGUUUCAUCUCCAAGGUAAGCUAAUGCCACUGUCCCGCUGUGGGCUCAGCCUAUGAAGUGACUGUCCAAUUAAAUAAGUUGAUAUGACUGUGAUAUAGUACUUAAAGGGCAAUUCCACCACUUUUCAACCUCAUAUUCAUGAUCUCCAGCACCAUACCAGUGUCUACAUACACUACCGUUCAAAUGUUUGGGGUCACUUAGAAAUGACCUUGUUUUCCAAAGAAAAUAUUUUAUUUUGUCCAUUAAAAUAACAUCAAAUUGAUCAGAAAUACAGUGUAGACAUUGUUAAUGUUGUAAAUUGCUAUUGUAGCUGGAAACGGCUGAUUUUUUAUGGAAUAUCUACAUAGGCGUACAGAGGUCCAUUAUCAGCAACCAUCAGUCCUGUGUUCCAAUGGUACGUUGUGUUUGCUAAUCCAAGAUUAUCAUUUUUAAAGGCUAAUUGAUCAUUAGAAAACCCUUUUGCAAUUAUGUUAGCACAGCUGAAAACUGUUGUGCUGAUUAAAGAAGCAAUAAAACUGGCCUUCUUGAGAUUAGUUGAGUAUCUGGAGCAUCAGCAAUUGUGGGUUCGAUUACAGGCUCAAAAUGGCCAGAAAUAAAUAACUUUCUUCUGAAACUCGUCAGUCUAUUCUUGUUCUGAGAAAUAAAGGCUAUUCCAUGCGAGAAAUUGCCAAGAAACUGAAGAUCUCGUACAAUGCUGUGUACUACUCCCUUCACAGAGCAGCGCAAACUGGCUCUAACCAGAAUGGAAAGAGGAGUGUGAGGCCCCGGUGCACAACUGAACAAGAGGACAAAUACAUUAGUGUGUCUAGUUUGAGAAACAGACGCCUCACAGGUCCUCAACUGGCAGCUUCAUUAAAUAGUACCCGCAAAACACCAGUCUCAACGUCAACAGUGAAGAGGCGACAUCAGGAUGCUGACCUUCUAGGCAGAGUUGCAAAUAAAAAGCCAGAUCUCAGACUGCUCAUCUUAAACUUUUAUUUUUAUUGGCCAGUCUGAGAUAUGGCUUUUUUACUACAAAACAUAGAAACCCGCCGUUUUCACAUAUGUAGACACUGGUAUCAUGCUGGAGAUGUUGAAAAGUGGUGGAAUGGCCCUUUAAGUACAUUGUCCCUUACAAUGAGGGAUACACCACUGUUAUGUUCUAAGGCAAGGAGUGUAUCAGACAGAUAUCCUGAUUCUGAGAAAUCACCAAAGACUGUAAUACCUUACUAUUUCUUGUAAUAUCUCAGAUGGAGUGCAGCACUGGUAAGACUAGGGCACAGGGCUAUUCAGUCCAGCCAAGUCACCCUAUGGACACACAGAGUGAGAUGACUGAGGUAAGGAAGUAUUUUAUUUUCUCUCUUCCCCCUUUUUUCUGUUUCCUCCAGCCGCCAGGCGCCCAUUUCCAUCUGUCCUGUGUUGUGUUUGGGAGCAUGUGAUGGGAUGGGAUUCAGCAGUAAGCCCAGCUGAUGGCUUCUAUCUGGCAGGGAUUCCCCCUGGCCUGCCUGCACUCAGUACACCCAUCAUAAGAUCAAUUGUGCCACAGUAUUUAGGCUAAGCUCGUGGGGGCUACUGCCAAAAGCAGGACUGCUGGACCGGCAUGUGCAUCGACUACAUUACAAGACUCAGACAGAGACAGAGAGGGAAAAUGUGUGAGUAAGAAAGGGAAAAGGUGAAAGAAAAGGAGAAAGAGGGUGAAAGGGAGAAAGAGGGUGAAAGGGAGAAAGAGGGUGAUAAAAAGCAGAGUGUGGGAGAGAAACUUGGAAUGAAGUGUGGGUAGAAAAGAAAGUGCCCUGAACUCAUGUGACUCACUCUACUUCCCGACUUUGUGGUCUGAGGAUAGUUGUCCAAAAACAAUAGUAGGCUACAUUUCAAGUGUAAAACACUCACAUUCUGUUUAUCCUAUGUACGUCUAUUCGUCACUUUAAAUGCUCAAAACGCUAAACGGGGAAGUGGUUUCUCCCACCACAUGUUAAAUGAUAACUUAAAACAGGUUUGUGGUCUCCAUGAUUACAUUUUAAUGUAUAGAAUAUUAUUUUCCUGGCAAACACAAUAGCAAUUUAAAUCAAAUAAAAACAAUUGUAAAUAUUUUAGUUGUUGCCAGGAGAAAGACAGAAACACAAGACAAAGCCCAGUGAGUCUGUGAAUUAGGAAGAGCAGACAUUUUUUUACAUGGCUGUUUUCCAUGUGUUUCUCUGCUCUUUCCACCAUAAUCUGCAGACUCUUAUUUCUUCACAGACAGGAAAUAAGAUCAGACCAGAAAGCUCUACAUUUGGGUCCAAGAAGAACUGGUGCUAUCUCAGCCAUGAGGCUGCUCAGUUGGACAGAGGGGACCCGUUUAAGACCUGGGACCAUCCCAUCAUGCCUCCUAGCUUCCGUAAUCUACACUUGGACCAGUUGUCCCUGGAAAGGAGCCACACUGCCCCAGAGAAAACCGUCCUCCGCAUCUACUUCAGUCCCCUGUCUGCAAGGAGAGUCCAUCUGGCUCAUCUUAGGCACAGCACCAACACUGAUAGAAAUGGUACUACCAGUGUAAUCUCCACCGGUCUUAGUACGUCCCGAAGCUCUCUCACUCCCCUAUGUCUGAGGCUCUCCGCUAACUUGAGCGACGACAUGAAGGAGAUGACAGCUAGCUUACGACAGGCAGUUCACUCCAGUUCGCCAGAGAGGAGGAAGGGGAGGGUGAACAUGAGUGGGGGGUGGACGGUGGAUGUCGCCACCUCAGGGACUCAGACCCAGAUGCACCCACAGAUGGUGAGUGUGGGUCUACAGACGGAUGGGCCCUACAGUAUCGGUUCAGUGAGAGCCUCCCCUUCACGGCUUUCUGCCCGUGCUCAACAAAUCUCUACUUCCCUGGAGAGGCUUCCAGGUAGAACAGAAAGGCCCAAGUCGGGCUCCACCUCCCCUAAACUGUAUCGCAGACACUCUGCCUCUGCUUCAUCUCCAUCUUCCAUCACCUCCUCCUCCUCUUUCCCUUCCUCCACAACUGGUUUCACCACCACCACGUCCAACACCACAACCCCCAACUCCUCCACCCCUGGCAGCGAGCGUGUUUUAUGGGGCCUGUCCCAUCGUGGUCCAGCUGGGUCAACAUGGGCCCGCUCCACCAAUCCCAGAGCCGGUCCAGGGCUUAUCCACCAUAGUACAAUAAACAGUGAGUUGAGCAGUGGUGGAAACAACACUAAACCCACCAGCAAACCUGCUGGGGCCAACCGGUACGGCCUAGUCACUGAGUUCCUACGCAAAAUGAGUGGUCGGGCAGACAAGCCAGCCCCAGCACCAGCAUCAGGCGGGGGCCAGAAGGGGAAAUGCAGUCCAACUCAUAAAACCCUGGAGCGAGGGCCCUCUCGUCCCCCUGCUGCACCAGUACACAGGAACGACAGUGUCACCAGGAUUGUGAACCAGAGGUUCAUGAAGCAGAGAGAGGAAGCAUGCAGGGGCCAUAUAUGCCCCAGUCAGAACCAGGCUGUCAGAAGAGAACUGAGCCUGGAGAGUAACGUGACACUGGAUGUAAGUACAGAAGGCCUACCCAACACAGGAUCCACACACUGAAUACAUACUGUACUUCACUCAUAUUCAAUUUAGUGGCUAAUGUAUGUUAUUCCACAUGGUUUUGAGAAAGGAAUAGGCAUAAAUCAUAAAAUAUACUCAACAAAUUAACAUGCUAUAACCGUUUUUAUUUCAUUCUCUCUCUCCCUCCCUCUUUCCCUCUCUCAGGAUAGGAACUAUGACUGUAGCAGUUCCAAGUCCUUGUCCUUCUGCUUUGCCCGAUCAUCUCGCUCCUCCACCCAACGAAACGCCUUGACCCCGACCAAGCUACAGCGACAUAGAUACUCCUCAGCUGUAAACGGUGGUGGGUCAGGAGAGCCCAACUCCAACUGUGAGUGA